CCGAAGGGCACCCCAUCUCCCAGCAGAGCCCGGGGCAGCCUGCGGCUCCGGGAGCCGGGGUCGGGAUCGCCUCCUUAACAAAACGUGCCCGGCCCGCAGCGGAAGGGGAAGAGGCUCCCUGCCCUCCUCUUCCUCCCCGCGCCGGCGAUGGUGCGGCCGGGCAGAAACUCCAUAAGGCGCAGAAGUCUCUGGGGGCUCAGCCCAGACGCCGGGCUGCUCCCCUGCCCUCGGCCGGCAGCGGGGACAGCGCGCAAGCUGCGAGCGAGCCGCGUGGCCCUUCCCGACCCGAAGGAUCUCACUAACCCGUCUUGGCGGUGGGCAAAACGCCUGGGGAGCCAAGAGGCAGGAAUUAAGGGCUCCGGGAAUAAGUGCCCGCUGGCCGGCCCGGGCCCGAGCGCCCCGGGCUGCCCCGAGCAGCUCGCUGCUGCGCGCGCGCCUCGGUUGCACCCCGCGCACGAGGGAGCGGCGGGACCCCAGGGCUGGGGGCAACCGUCCCCGCCAAGGCUGGGAGAGGGACGGAGGGAGGCGGGAGGGCCUGUGCCCGCGGGACACUGUCCCCCCCCGUGUCCCCAGUGUCCCCAGUGUCCCCCUGCAUGCUGCUGCCAUCUGCUGGCAUGACCCCAUCCUGCUCCGGUCCUGAGUCCUGAUGCUGUGUGCUGGGAGCGGGCGAACGAGAGAAACCCGAGGAAAAGGAGGGCUGCGCUGCACCCUCUAGGAAGGAUCCGUCUCCGGCCCGUGUCCCUCUCUGUUUUUAGGUGUUUGCUUUCGUUCCCCGGGCGGAGGAGCGGGGCCGGGGAGCGUCGCCCCGCGCCGGCGCUGCGGGCGCGUGCCUGCCCCAGCGCCGCGGGGCCAGGUCAGCGGCAUCCGAGCUGCGCUGGCGGCCGCAGGGAUGGAGAUGCUGCUCCGCUGCGGGGGCUAGGGGGGGGUCUCCAGGCUCCGGUUGUCUCCUGUGCAGCCAAGGAAACUCGCCCGACACGGAAAUCUUCCCCGCUGCAAUCCCUGAGCCCCGCCGGGGCAGCAGGAGCCGCCGAGAGUCGCUGAGCCCCGGCCUCGUCGUGCCGCGGGUGCGCGUGCCGAGCCCGGUCCCACGGCCUCGCCUGCCCUCCGUCCUCCUCCCGGGCUCGGCUCCACUUCCCGAGGGGCUUCCUGGGGACAGGCAGGUCCCUGGGACUCAGCGACGGUCCCGGGGUGGGUGUUACGGGGCAUUCGCUUCUCCAACGCACGUUAAAUAGGGUCACGAUGAGGGGCGAACGCCAGCAGCUCAUCCCUUCUGCGGGGCGGACGGCGGCGGCGGCCUCUUCCUCCUCCUCCUCCUCCUCAUUGCCUGAGUCCCUUUCGGCGGCGUUGACCCACAGCCGUCCCGGGUUUCAUUCCUCGCAGCAAAGCACGGCAACGUCCGCCGCAUUUUUCCUCCGGAGCCCCGGCCCCGGCGUGCGCGCGAGGUUGCAACCUCGGCACCCGGCGCCUGCGAGAGCCGGCGGAGCCGCGGCCGCCCCCGGCGGGUCUCGCCACCCCGAGCAGCAGGAAGCCCAGCGCCCGCCGGCCCCCGGGGCGGCCCGCGGCCCGCCGCCCCGCCAUGGAGUCGGUGGCUCUGUACAGCUUCCAGGCGACGGAGAAGGACGAGCUGCCCUUCCGCAAAGGGGACACCCUGAAGAUCCUCAACAUGGAAGAUGACCAGAACUGGUACAAGGCCGAGCUGUACGGCUGCGAAGGCUUCGUCCCCAAGAACUACAUCAAGGUCAAGCCUCACCCGUGGUACGCGGGCAGGAUCUCCCGGCACUUGGCGGAGGAGCUGCUCCUCAAGCGCAAGCACCUGGGAGCCUUCCUCAUCCGCGAGAGCGAGAGCGCCCCGGGCGAGUUCUCCAUCUCCGUCAACUACGGGAGGCACGUCCAGCACUUCAAGGUGCUCAGGGAGCAGAACGGCAAAUAUUUCCUCUGGGAGGAAAAGUUCAACUCCCUCAACGAGCUGGUGGAUUUCUACCGCACCACCACCAUCGCCAAAAAGCAGCAGAUCUUCCUCCAAGACGACGACCAGCGCCCGGAGGCGAGACGGCCCCGGUUCGUGCAAGCCCGGUUCGACUUCGCCCCCCGCGACGGCUCCCAGCUGCCCUUCCUCCGCGGGGACGUCAUCGAGGUGCUGGACUGCCCCGACCCCAACUGGUGGCGAGGGAAGAUUUACGGGCGCGUCGGCCUCUUCCCCCGCAACUACGUCCACCCCGUUCAAAAGUGAGCCGCCGCCGCCGCCGCGACCCGCUCUGCCACCCCCCCGCCCCACCCCGGGCCGUGGCUCCUCCGCAGCCUCGUUAGGCAACGCUAAUUGGCGCCCGCCGCGGAGAGCCGCGUCCGACCGGGCGGCGGGUUCCCGGGCUCCGGGCCGGCGGGGAAGGCCGGGCGCGGAGGAGCUCAGUCCCGCGGGUGCCCGUUGUAGCUGCAAAUCGUGGCGUUUUCUCCUUCUUUUUUCUUUUUUAAUUCCGAGCUAAUAAAGCGCGUUUGGACCAAA
Rhea pennata is the source of this 2500-nucleotide messenger RNA. It is a transcript of the gene GRAP, whose product is annotated as GRB2 related adaptor protein. NCBI's taxonomy places the organism in Eukaryota, Metazoa, Chordata, Aves, Rheiformes, Rheidae. Gene Ontology annotation, biological process: regulation of MAPK cascade; signal transduction. Gene Ontology annotation, molecular function: phosphotyrosine residue binding; epidermal growth factor receptor binding. Bases 1577 to 2230 code for a protein of 217 amino acids. The record is from RefSeq and is a predicted model, not a curated record. Gene Ontology annotation, cellular component: plasma membrane; nucleoplasm; cytoplasm. The transcript has 7 exons.